Messenger RNA from Misgurnus anguillicaudatus (oriental weatherfish), 5238 nucleotides. Lineage: Eukaryota; Metazoa; Chordata; Actinopteri; Cypriniformes; Cobitidae. The record is from RefSeq and is a predicted model, not a curated record.
UUUUGUAGAGUGUUUUGUGUUGGCAUUAAUUUGUUUUAUUUAAAAUGAUGCUGUGUUUUUAUUAGGUUUAUUGUGACCCUUAAUACUUAUAAAUUGUUUAAUUCUCUUGCUAGAGUGCACGCUAGUAAAUGAAGAAAAUAAUAAGUUGAGAUUUGGGUCUUAUUUUCAUGUUUAUUUCAUAUAUUUAUUUUUAUUUAUUUUUGGGUUGUGCCACGGGUCAUGACUGCAGCGUGAGUCGGAGGUCGGUAAUUUAAAAGGUUUUCUUUUAAUUUUUGAGUUGUAGUUUUUCAAUAAUUUGUAUUUCUUUUUAUAAAUAAUUAUAUUCCUUUAUUUUUAUUUUCAUUUGAUAAAUUUGCUGUUGAUAUUUUCUCAGUUUUUGGAAUUUUGUGUUCAACCUAAUUCCAGAAUGGUUUGGUCCGCCAAUUAGUGAAUGCAUAAGCUGCCGAUCAUUAGGAAAUUGUUUGUGAGAUCCUGGAAGAGCAAUGCACCCAGGGUCUAAGUGUGGCUAGAUUUCCCUGUUUCCCGAAUUUAUGGGAGUCUUUUUGAUAAAAGAAAGAUAAAUAAAUUGAAGUCCAAACGACAUUGAUGAUAAGCAGUGGCUCCUGUGGUUUUUUGGGCGAGAAUCCUCACAAAUAUGGUGUCAGAAGUAGGAUUGCCUGAUCAGGAAAAGGCCACUGGUGAAGAAAUCUAAGGAAAUUGAUGGACAUGGCGCCUAAAAAAGUGCGUGCUGUUGUACCUACUGAUACGGAGCCCGUUUCGGAUGAUGGCGAGGUCCGCUCAGGGGCGACAGGUGCAGCUGGGCCGACGGCCGAAGGAGAAGCGGAAAGUGAUGUGGUGGAGCUUAAGCGGAUGUUUCAAAGGUUCCUGUCGGAUCAGCGUGACCGAGAUGCCUGGCAGGCACAAGAGGCGAAUCGACAGGAUUCUAGAUGGAAGACGCUCCAGCAUCAGUUCCGUUUGCUGCAGGAGGAGGUGAAUCAACGUACCCCGGCGGCGGAUUCGCGGGAUGUCGCGGAGCCGGUGGGUCCACGGGGAGCUUCUGUGGGCUCCGCAAAUAUUAACUUUGGACAUGUGUUGAAAGAGCCGAAGCUGCAACAGUUGUGUGAAACGGAUGAUAUUGAACAUUAUCUAACUACGUUUGAACGCAUUGCUGAGGUGUGUAAAUGGCCGAGAGAGGAGUGGGCCAUCAGACUUAUUCCAUUAUUGACGGGGAAGGCGCGUAGCGCAUAUGUGGCUAUGGAUGUAAUAGCUGCCAGUGACUAUAGCCAAGUAAAGGAGGCGAUCUUGAGGAAUUAUUCUAUCAACCACGAAACGUAUCGACAAAGGUUCCGUUCGUUGGAGGUAAUGGAAGAAGAGACUCCUAAAGAGUUGUAUGUUCGAUUAAAGGACUUGUUUCAUAAGUGGGUGUCACCGGACGAGAAAACUACGGAGGACAUUGCUGAGGUAAUUGUCCUAGAACAAUUUCUGCGAAUGCUUAGCCCAGAGCUGCAAACGUGGAUAAAAGAACAUGAUCCGCCUUCUGCUGAGGAGGCUGCGCGAUUGGCUGAUGUCUUUGUAGCUGCGCGACGGAGAACUGAGCCAUGGAGUCUCAAUCGCUGGAAAACGGUGCGGGACAAGUCUUCUCGUCGACUGCCGUCGACACCUCAAGGUAGCAGAGCUGCAAGUGAGUCAAGUUUUAAACGAACUGAGAACUCUGUCUCUGUGUCAGAGAUUAAGUGUUAUAAGUGUGGACAAUUGGGGCAUAAAAAACCGAUGUGUCCGCAAUUAAUGAAAACAUUUACAAAUAUGUGUUAUGUUCCACAAGUCUCUGUACCUGAACCUACUAACAUUACUGUACCCGAUCAAAUGUUAAGAACUGUAGAAUUGAAUGUGGAAAAAGUCACUGCUUUACUAGAUACAGGUUGUACACAAACCCUUGUGGAAAAUGAACUUGUACCUGAAGUAAAUAUCUGUAGUGUCCCUCAGGUGAUAGUGAAAUGUGUACAUGGGGAGGAGCGGCAUUACCCGAUCGCCAAUGUGAAUGUGGGAAUAGAGGGACAUUCCUAUUUGAUGAAAGUAGGACUUGCACAGGGUUUACCUUACCAAGUGAUUUUAGGUCAUGAUUUCCCCGCUUUAGCGGACUUGUUAGCUGUAAAAAACACAUGUAAUGUAGUUUUGACUCGAGCGCAAAAAUUACGAAAUGAAUGUGAUGAUACAGAUAACCCUUUGAUGUGUAUGCCAUUUUUUGAUGCAGAGUUGACGGUGAAUCCGUCAAAAGAAAAAAAAUCAAGAAGGGAAAGGAAGAGGGAAAAGUUUAAAGGAACUACAGUACAGGGUACGGAAUUAAACGAACCUGAGAAAUUGUUGGAUAUUGAGCAAGCUUUAAUCCCUGGAAAUUUAAGACAGCUGCAGAAAGAUGAUGCUGAGGUUUCAAAAAUUAUUUGCAUGGUGAUAGAAGCAGCACAAAAAGGGUUAAAUGAGUGUGUGAUACAAGGGAUGUCUUUUUGUGUACAAGAUGAUUUACUGUAUCGCAAAACGGGUGAAAAAUUGCAACUGGUCGUACCAUUUCAGGUACGUAAUACAGUCAUGACGCUGGGGCAUUCCAUUCCUUGGGCGGGACAUUUGGGGAGGCGCCGAACUCACUCUAGAAUUAGCAAACAUUUUUACUGGCUGGGUAUGAGUAAAGAUAUUGCUGAAUUUUGUAAAACCUGUCCUGAGUGUCAACGUAGCGCCUUGCGCAAACCCCCUAAAGUACCGUUAAUACCCUUACCUGUUAUCGAUGUUCCUUUCCAGCGGCUAGGGAUGGAUAUUGUAGGGCCACUCGAGAGAAGUAAAACUGGCAAUAAGUUUAUGUUGGUCAUUUGCGACUAUGCGACGAGGUUUCCAGAAGUUUUCCCGUUAAGAAACAUUAAGGCUAAAACUAUUGCUUUCUGUCUAAUUCAGUUCUUCUCUCGAGUGGGCAUCCCGAAGGAAAUACUCACCGACAGAGGGACGAAUUUUACGUCUCUGCUUUUACAGCAGGUGUAUCAGCUGUUGGGGAUUAAAGGGUUAAAAACUACUCCUUAUCACCCCGAGACAGACGGUCUAGUAGAAAGGUUUAAUCAGACCUUAGUGCAAAUGCUUCGCAAAUUCGUGAACGAGGUGGGAAACGACUGGGAUCAGUGGUUACCAUACGUUUUGUUCGCUUAUAGGGAAGUUCCCCAGUCAUCAACCGGGUUUUCACCUUUCCAGUUGAUGUACGGGCAUGAGGUGAAAGGCCCGUUGUCACUUAUAAGAGAAUUGUGGGAAGGGGACACGAUGACUCGAGACAAACCGAAUGUAAUUGAUUAUGUGUUAGCCAUGAGACAAAAAUUGCAACGAAUGACUGAACUGGCUACCACCCAUUUGAGCGAAGCGCAGAAAAGGCAAAAGACGUGGUAUGAUAGAAAGACUGAGAGGCGAUCCUUUGAACCAGGUCAAAAGGUUCUCGUAAUGCUUCCUACGUGUGAAAACAAACUUUUGGGUAAAUGGAGGGGACCCUAUGAUGUGAUAAAAAGGAUAGGCGCCACCUCAUAUGAGAUCGCUAUCCCGGGACAAGCACGCUCGCAUAGGGUGUUACAUGUUAAUCUUUUGAAAAGGUGGUACCCGCAAAAGGAGAGCGCAGUGGCUAAUUUAAUCAGAUUGGUGGAGAGUGAAGAAGAGAUAGAAGAGCAAUAUUUGCCUGAGAGUCAAACAUUGCCUUCUGUUGAUUUAAGUCACCUUUCUGAUGAGCAGCGAAUUCAAGUUCAGCGGUUGUGCGAUCCAAAUCUUUUUAAAAAUCAGCCAGGACAUACCACGCUUAAAAAGCAUAAAAUUGUGCUAAAAGAAGGUGCAUGCCCAAAACGAAUGAGCUAUCGUAUACCUGAGCGACUGAUGACUGCGUUUGAGGAUGAGGUAGAAUUGAUGCAGAAAAUGCGCAUCAUAGAGCCAUCGAACAGCGAAUGGUGUAAUCCGGUGGUAUUGGUGCCGAAGAAAGAUAAUAGUCUGAGAUUUUGCAUUGAUUUUCGCUAUUUGAAUUCUGUAUCGAAAUUUGAUUCAUAUCCCUUGCCUCGUAUUGAGGACUUGACUGAAAAACUUGGUAAAGCUACCUUUAUUAGUACUAUCGAUCUAAGUAAAGGCUAUUGGCAAGUUCCAUUAGAUCCAGAUUCGCGAGAGUUCACAGCCUUUCGUACCCCGAAAGGACUGAUGCAUUUCCGGGUGCUACCUUUCGGUUUGCACGGGGCUCCGGCAACGUUUCAACGAUUAAUGGAUUCUGUGUUAAAUGGUGUAGGGGAAUUUGCCGCCGCUUACUUAGACGAUGUUGUAAUAUUUAGUACAUCAUGGGAAGAUCACCUUCAACAUCUUAAGGUAGUUUUUCAGCGAAUCAAAGAUGCUGGAUUAACUAUUAACCCCGCAAAAUGCGCGUUGGUUAAAAGGGAGACGGAGUACUUGGGCUAUGUGUUAGGAAGAGGGGAGAUUAAACCUCAAAUACAGAAAUUAAGGGCUAUUCAAUCUUGUCCGCUACCAGCCACAAAAAAACAAAUAAGAUCAUUUCUAGGCUUAGUUGGCUGGUAUCGGAAAUUUAUUCCCCAUUUUUCUACCAUAGCAGCCCCGUUGACAGACCUUAUCAAAAAGGUAAAGCCCAACCAAGUACAAUGGACAGCACCUGCCGAAGAGGCUUUUACGCAGUUAAAAGCUGCGUUGAGUACUGAACCAGUUCUGCGCAGCCCGGAUUUUGGGAAACCUUUUAUUUUACAGACAGAUGCGUCUGAAUUAGGUUUAGGGGCUGUUUUAUUGCAGGAACAAAAUGGAAUAAGGCAUCCAGUACUGUAUCUAAGUCGGAAAUUGUUUCCUCGUGAGACAAGGUAUUCGGUAGUGGAGAAAGAGUGUUUAGCGUUGAAAUGGGCGCUGGAUUCCUUAAAAUAUUAUUUGCUUGGCCGAGAUUUCCUGAUUGAGUCAGACCAUAAAGCAUUGAAAUGGUUACAUGAGAUGAAGGACACAAAUUCUCGACUGACACGAUGGUUUUUGUCUAUUCAACCCUUUCGCUUUAUAGUAAAGUACUGUCCAGGGUCUGAAAAUAAAGCGGCUGAUUUUCUUUCUCGCUCCCCGUGCGAGAAUACUUAGGUGGGGGGAAAUGUGAUGGCUAAGGCCACACUAUUCAGUUUAUUUUUGUUUUUCUUUGAUAAUUGUUUUAUUUUGUAGAGUGUUUUGUGUUGGCAUUAAUUUGUUUUAUUUAAAAUGAUGCUGUGUUUUUAUUAGGUUUAU